This is a messenger RNA of Staurois parvus, 975 nucleotides long. The record is from the annotation of a GenBank genome assembly. NCBI's taxonomy places the organism in Eukaryota, Metazoa, Chordata, Amphibia, Anura, Ranidae.
AUGGAGAAUAUCAAAGCCAAGUUCGUGUCUCAGAAGAUCAGUAAGACCCGCUGGCGCCCGGAGCCGGCCUCCUCUCUGCAGCAGCCGGACCUGUUCGCUGCUGGUUCCUGGGACAAUGAGGAAAACAAAGUGUCCAUAUGGUCCACUGGAGAAUUUGGAGCAAUUAAUAUGGAUGAAGAUUACGUAGCAGAUAUAAAAUUGCUGUGUGAGAUCAGACACAAAGGCGAUGUAACAGACCUGCAGUUUUUAGAUCAAGAAAGAAUUGUGACGGCAUCAUCAACUGGAAAAGUAUCAAUCUUUCGUCACCAUCAGACAAAUGAGACAUUAUCGGAAAAGCAGAAGUGGGAGCACGCUCAUCGCCAUGUUGGCUCAAAUGGUAUAGGAGCACCCUGCACUGGUAUUGUUUGCAACAGUCCAGAAAUUGUCUCUGUUGGAGAGGAUGGCCGAAUAAAUGUUUUCAGAGCUGACAGCAAAGACCUAGUCAGAACAAUAGAUGAUGCAGACAGCAGUGCCAUGCAUGCAGUUACUUUUCUCCGUACCACUGAGAUUUUGACUGUCAAUUCCAUUGGGCAGCUGAAGAUGUGGGAUCUUAGACAACAGGCAAUGAUCCUACACAAAUAUUCUCUGUUGUGGGAGGUCCAUUUUCACCCUUCAAAACCAGAUCAUAUAUUCACAUGUUCUGAAGAUGGCUCUCUAUGGCAUUGGGAUGCAUCAACUGAUGCUGCUGAUCGACCUUCCUUUCUUCUUGGAGGAAGAGGAACUUCACAUUUGUCCCGUAGUACUUUAGGACAGUCUGUUAACCAGUCAUUAAUGACACCUUGGCUCAGCAGUGAUCCCACAAAAGGACGUCUAGAAAUUACCAAUGUAAUGCCCUCCUACACACUAUCUGUAAAUAGCCUGGAUGUUUUAGGUGAAUACCUUGUAUGUGGCACUGAUUCAGAGUCCAUCUACGUUUCCAAAAACCUGUUUACAUAG